Messenger RNA from Colletotrichum phormii, 470 nucleotides. RefSeq lists its product as uncharacterized. The transcript has a single exon. Lineage: Eukaryota; Fungi; Ascomycota; Sordariomycetes; Glomerellales; Glomerellaceae. The record is from RefSeq and is a predicted model, not a curated record. Bases 107 to 355 code for a protein of 82 amino acids.
GUGUCGAUCAGCCACAUGGCCAAGGCUGCGCACCAAAGUUCUGGGUACUACAAGAGAAAGGCCGCAAUGCUAAGAAGUAUGAUGGGCGCUCUGAGAAAGACGACCCAUGCGUCGUUUGUGCGAUCUUGUCAGGCAAGGUAAGCAAGGCUGGCGACAAGAGUCCAGAUACGAACGCGUGACUGCAGCCCCUCAUCUCAAGCAUGACUUAACACUAAUGCGGAUGCCUGUGUACAGCUUAGAGGUCAUCCCGGCUUCUUCGUCCUCAGCACCGGGAACAACAAUUUCGAGUCACUAUCAACGACGAUUGUCGAAACGCAAAACCUGUCAUUCUGUUCAGCGUCACAGCCUGCGAUGAGUACAGUGACGGAAUUUUCAGUGCAUUCCUUACAGUCUUUAUGUACAUCCCAAAACCAGCUACGCCAUUGAAACUCCGCUCCGGAGGGAUGCCGUUGUCGUCCCGAGUCUCGAAA